AUGGCUACAGACUCCCCCAGAAGACCCAGUCGUUGUACUGGUGGAGCUGUGGUUCGCCCUCAGGCUGUCACGGAGCAGUCCUAUAUGGAAAGUGUAGUGACUUUUCUGCAAGAUGUUGUGCCUCAGGCUUACAGUGGAACACCUCUAACAGAAGAAAAGGAGAAAAUAGUCUGGGUCAGAUUUGAAAAUGCAGAUUUAAAUGAUACAUCAAGAAAUCUGGAAUUUCAUGAAAUUCAUAGCACAGGGAAUGAGCCGCCUUUGCUGAUUAUGAUUGGCUACAGUGAUGGAAUGCAGGUCUGGAGCAUCCCUAUCAGUGGGGAAGCACAGGAGCUUUUUUCUGUUCGACAUGGCCCCAUUCGAGCGGCUAGAAUCUUGCCUGCUCCACAGUUUGGUGCUCAAAAGUGUGACAACUUUGCUGAAAAAAGGCCCCUCCUUGGUGUUUGUAAGAGCACUGGAUCUUCUGGCACAAGUCCACCUUACUGUUGUGUGGAUUUAUAUUCACUCCGUACUGGGGAAAUGGUCAAGUCCAUUCAGUUUAAAACACCUAUCUAUGAUCUCCAUUGCAACAAAAGGAUCCUUGUCGUAGUAUUGCAGGAGAAAAUUGCUGCCUUUGAUAGUUGUACUUUCACGAAAAAAUUUUUUGUCACAAGCUGCUACCCUUGUCCCGGACCCAACAUGAAUCCUAUUGCUCUUGGGAGUCGCUGGCUUGCUUAUGCAGAAAACAAGUUGAUUCGAUGCCAUCAGUCCCGUGGUGGAGCCUGUGGAGACAACAUUCAGUCUUACACUGCCACAGUCAUUAGUGCUGCUAAAACUCUGAAAACUGGCUUGACAAUGGUUGGGAAGGUGGUGACCCAGCUGACGGGCACGCUACCUUCAGGUGUGACGGAAGAUGAAGUUGCCAUCCAUAGUAAUUCAAGGCGGAGUCCUCUGGUCCCAGGCAUCAUCACAGUCAUCGACACUGAAACAGUUGGAGAAGGCCAGGUGCUUGUGAGUGAGGAUUCUGACAGUGAUGGCAUCGUGGCCCAUUUCCCUGCUCAUGAAAAACCAGUGUGCUGUAUGGCUUUUAAUACAAGUGGAAUGCUUCUAGUCACAACAGAUACCCUUGGCCAUGACUUUCACGUCUUCCAAAUUUUGACUCAUCCUUGGUCCUCAUCACAAAGUGCUGUCCAUCAUUUAUAUACUCUUCACAGGGGAGAAACUGAAGCCAAAGUGCAGGACAUAUGUUUCAGCCAUGACUGCCGCUGGGUUGUGGUCAGUACACUCCGGGGCACUUCCCAUGUUUUCCCGAUCAACCCUUAUGGUGGCCAGCCUUGUGUGCGAACACAUAUGUCGCCACGAGUCGUGAAUCGUAUGAGUCGUUUCCAGAAGAGUGCUGGGCUGGAAGAGAUUGAACAAGAACUGACAUCUAAGCAAGGAGGUCGCUGUAGCCCUGUCCCAGGUCUAUCCAGCAGCCCCUCUGGAUCCCCUCUGCACGGGAAGCUCAACAGCCAAGACUCCUACAAUAAUUUUGCCAACAACAACCCUGGCAACCCUCGCCUCUCUCCUCUCCCCAGCCUGAUGGUGUUGAUGCCUCUCGCCCAAAUCAAACAGCCAAUGACACUUGGUACCAUCACCAAACGAACAGGGCCUUAUCUGUUUGGAGCGGGGUGUUUUUCCAUAAAAGCUCCAUGCAAAGUUAAACCACCUCCACAAAUUUCACCAAGCAAAUCAGUGGGCGGAGAAUUUUGUGUGGCAGCAACGUUUGGGACAUCCCGAUCGUGGUUUGCAAAUAAUGCAGGUCUGAAAAGAGAAAAAGAUCAGUCCAAACAGGUGGUGGUUGAGUCCCUCUACAUCAUCAGCUGCUACGGGACUUUAGUGGAGCACGUGAUGGAGCCACGGCCUCUGAGCACCGCCCCCAAGGUCAGCGAUGACACCCCGCUGGAGAUGAUGACAUCUCCCCGAGCCAGCUGGACUCUGGUCAGAACUCCUCAAUGGAAUGAAUUGCAGCCACCAUUUAACGCAAACCACCCUCUGCUCCUCGCUGCAGAUGCAGUGCAGUAUUAUCAGUUCCUGCUUGCUGGCUUGGUUCCCCCUGGAAGUCCUGGGCCCAUUACUCGGCACGGGUCCUAUGACAGUUUAGCUUCUGACCAUAGUGGACAGGAAGAUGAAGAGUGGCUGUCUCAGGUAGAAAUUGUAACGCAUACCGGACCCCACAGACGUCUGUGGAUGGGUCCACAGUUCCAGUUCAAAACCAUCCAUCCCUCAGGCCAGACCACAGUCAUAUCAUCCAGUUCAUCUGUGUUGCAGUCUCAUGGUCCAAGUGAUACUCCACAGCCCCUUUCGGAUUUUGAUACGGAUGAUCUUGACCUCAACAGUCUCAGGAUCCAGCCAGUCCGCUCUGACCCAGUCAGCAUGCCAGGGUCAUCCCGUCCAGUGUCUGAUCGAAGGGGAAUUUCCACCGUGAUCGAUGCUGCCUCAGGUGACGAAAACUCCAGGCAUACUUGUACCUUGGGUAUUCAAAGCCUUUGUGGAAUCAGUAAGAGGAUUAGGGAUGAGGGUGAAAUUAAAAGAAGGCUUAGUCCUGACCUGUGA
This is a messenger RNA of Rangifer tarandus platyrhynchus (Svalbard reindeer), 2571 nucleotides long. NCBI's taxonomy places the organism in Eukaryota, Metazoa, Chordata, Mammalia, Artiodactyla, Cervidae. The record is from the annotation of a GenBank genome assembly.